Molecule: messenger RNA, 1306 nt
Organism: Pocillopora damicornis (cauliflower coral)
Lineage: Eukaryota; Metazoa; Cnidaria; Anthozoa; Scleractinia; Pocilloporidae
Source: RefSeq, a predicted model, not a curated record
AUGGUGAUUACUGAAAGUCUGUAUGACAAAAAUGACAUCUUAUCUGCUCAAAUUGUUUUUUCAACAGUUCCUAUAGGUGGAACUCUGACUAUGAUGGUCAAUAUAACAGUUGACAAUCAAAAAGCCAAUUUCCUAUACCUUGGUAAAGGCUUUCCUCUCAAGCGUUUGAUCAAGCUCCCAGAAGGAGAAGAUGGUUGUGGUAACUGUUAUUAUAAGGUGCCUCGGUGCAAGGAAAACUACUGUCUCAGACAUGCAGGAGACAAAAUGCUAAAUAUAACUUUAAAAGAGAUUACCAAGUCCAUGGAGGGCUUUUACAGGUUAUAUCCAUACUGCUUAGGACCUAACCAUAACUGUACCACACACCAACCUUUGAAGAGUUUCAUGCUCAACACUAAAGAUAACCCAGAGCCAACAAAGGUGACAACAUUUGAGACAGACUCAGGCCCCACAGAAUGGAUUUCUUCAGGUAAAAAGGUGUAUGUGAUGAGGAAAUGCUUGUGCAGAAUAAUAAUUCACUAAGUGUCUUAGCUGAAAAACCUUUUCUUGUGAGACAAAUUAGCACACUGUUUAUGAUACAGUUUUUCUGGCUUUGAUUUGUUCUAAAUGUAAAAUGACAACAAAAUUCACAUAAUCAUAAUAUAACUAUGAAUUCAUCCCACUCAGUGCCUUGACUGAUGGCAGGUUUCACUGCAGUUAGAAUCUCAUACAGCUUGUGUGACUGUUUCUUUCUUUUUUUACUUUAUUUACUUUUUACAUGCCACAAACUUCCCAUUUUCAUUAUUUUAGGUAAACCAAAGGUAACAUAGGCUAUAACAGUUACAAACAAUAUGCAUUCUAAUGUAAAUUAGGCAUCAUUCAUGCAGCUGGGAUGAAAAAUUAAGGAUUUAAUUUAGGUACCUAAUAGUUAACAAAAAGAUGGAGUGUGAAGCUAAGAUUCUUUCAGUCCAUAUGCAAAUCAAUUAACCCUUUAACUCCCAGGAGUGAUUAACAUAUAAUUUCUCCCUAUAAUAUCCCUACAUUCUCCAGCAAAGAGAUCAUGAGAAUUCUCAAACUUAUCAGGUACGGGUUGUCUUGAUCUAACAUCAAAUUCUCAUAACUAUAAGUUACAAGGAAAUGUUUAGCAGCCAGAGGGGAGAAUUAACAAUCAGAUCUUGGGAGUUAAAGGGUUAACACAUUUAGUUUCACUUAGUUUACUACUAAGCUACUAUAAAACAUGAGGCAGCUACACUAUCAUAAAUAAACAUACACUCAGGUACUGUUAGUAGAUUUUUUUUCAAAUAGACAUGGAACAUGUCAAAUUUUGGGU